UUCUACCAGCUAAUCAGUCUUUGUAACCAAGCACUGCUUACUGAAAAGUAAGGCAGUUUCAUGAGACAUUACUAGUUAACACCAUUAAAAUGUUUCAAGUUUUACUCCUCUGUGGAUUAAUCUUUGGAUGUCAAUCCCAAGCUUUGCCAUCCUACUUUCCAGCAUUUAUACAGGGAGAUGUAGUGAGUGCUAAAGUUGUUGCUUUAAAGGAGUCGGACUAUAGAGGCAAGCCAGUUUAUGAAAUAACAUUCACGGUUAAACCACAUGCUUCAAGUGAAUCAGAAGGUAUUGUACAUCGUCAGUAUGAAGAAUUCCAGAAAUUCAAUGACAAAAGACCAUUUAAAAUCGGGGGAUAUGGAUUUAAUGUACCAAAGCAAUCUGAGGCCAAUAUCACAAUGAUGGAUGCCUACCUACAGAGAACAAUAGCAACAGACUCUCUCAAGACUUCCCAAUUAAUGAGUGAUUUUCUCGGUAUCAACUGGGAUGGAAAAAACAUUAAAUGGUUUCUUGAUAUGGCUGAAUUUAUGAAAAUGUUAUUGAAUACGAGAGUCCCUGAUUUCGCUCCAGAGCCACCUAUCAUCAGAACAGAAGAGGACGUUCUCCAUGAAGAGACUCCACAUGAGGUCUUUGUGUAUCUUACAGCUUUUCAUCAUGGUCACUCAAGUGCUAGCCUCCAAGCCUACCAAAGCUUCUUCAAAAACUACACAGAACUGACUCCUAAAUUUGAUGGCCCAACAGGUGAAACUGAUGUCCUUCCUCCAGGUGUCUCAACACCCAUCAAGAUACCUUACUUUUAUGAUAAGGCUCAUGUACAUUUUCUGCCAGGGGGCUACCUCAAUGGACAAACUGUACGGAUCUCAUACCUGGGGAAAAACAAGUUCAAUAUGUUGAAGGAGGUGAAUUUGAGGGACAGAAUUAAGCAAUUUCAUGGACAGAGAUCACCUAAGAUGAUUCUAGAUGUGGGAACAGGAAACUGUUUUUCUGCUUUCUCAUUUGCUGAGGUGUUUCCUAAUUCUAUUGUACAUGGAGUAGACCUAGCAGCACCUUAUGUAAGGUUUUGUCGUGUCUGGCAAAAGGCCCGUCAAUCCAACAACACCUUUUUCUACCAGGACAAUGGAGAGUCUCUCCACUAUAAGGACAACACAUUUGACAUUGUUCAGUAUACCUAUGUGUUGCAUGAGAUGCCAGCGGAAAAUGCAGCCAGAUUCCUAAAGGAAGCAUUCCGUGUACUUAAACCUGGAGGCGUCAUUAGUGGAUUUGAAGUACCUUAUGUUGUUGACCCAGUGGAGAGACCAAUCUUUGUUGAAACACAAACUUGGGGAUACAAGUGGAACACCACUGGACCACAUGGACCAGAGCCAUUUGUUGGGGAAUUUGAACUGGGUACAAAACUACCACAAAUGAUCAAAAGUGUAGGCUUUAUAAACAUGAUAGACCAGUCAUAUACUGAGUUUGAUCAUUUCUAUAUUGCUGAAAAACCAAAGGAAUAACAUAAUAGAUUUGCAACCUGACAUUGAUAAGUUAAUUGAUUAAAAUCCAUGUUUAUUAUAUUCAGAGAAAAUAAAGACAAGUUGCCAUAU
Owenia fusiformis is the source of this 1580-nucleotide messenger RNA. The record is from the annotation of a GenBank genome assembly. Lineage: Eukaryota; Metazoa; Annelida; Polychaeta; Sabellida; Oweniidae.